Molecule: messenger RNA, 153 nt
Organism: Protopolystoma xenopodis
Lineage: Eukaryota; Metazoa; Platyhelminthes; Monogenea; Polystomatidea; Polystomatidae
Source: the annotation of a GenBank genome assembly
AUGAGGCAGAGAUGGCGCUUUCUUUGGCGUCAACCUUCUUUGGCCAACUUGGACAGACAUUGGCGGGCACAUGAACCGGCCGUGUUUGAAGUUCAGAAGACUGAUCUACGAUGGGUAAGGAUAAGGAGCGAGAGAUCAGUCAAGUCGCUUUGA